AUGGCGUUGACUGCCGACGCGCUCGAAACCAUUUCCUCUAUGGUGGAGCAGGCCAGUGAGGGCCGCAUGGUUCAGACGAUGGGGGCCCUGUUCACUUACCUCGAGGACAAGCAGCUGAUGUGGCGUCAGCGAGUGAGCCCUAGAUUCGUGCAUUGCCAUCCCGCAAAUCGCGACGGCUACGGCCUGAACGCUAUGGAUUGUCACUCUUUGCUGCGUGAUAUCUCCGCCUGCGGGUGGAAUUGGGCGCAAAUAGACGCCAUGGCGUGCGAGGUACCGGGGUCAGGCCCCUCGCACGACUCCGUGCUGGAGUUCAACGUAGCGCAGCAGCUCGGCUCGGGCGGCCUCCUGCCGACAGUCGAGCCACACACCAUCAAACUGGCUUCGCUGAGUUGCAGCCACACCAACAUGGCCCUGCGGUUGAUCCUCGCUGAGAUGGCCCACGAGUGUGACUCGCUCUGUCUGAACGGGCGCCUCAACCUGGAGAGGGUGCGCCAACACGACGCGCAGCUGUACGAGGCCUCGCAGAGUGGCCUGCAGUGGCGAGUGAUUUCUGCAGACGUCAUGCAAGCGGUGCCUAAGUUGGCCAGCCUUGUCCAAGAGGCAAUGAACGCUGGCGGGCAACUCCAGCGGCGCGAGCACGAGCUCCAGUUGGCCCGCCGCAUUUUGAACACGUGGCGGGAAGUGUCGGCUGGUAGGACGGACCCGGUGGCCUUCGCUGAGAUCCGAGACAGGGUGCUCCGGAGCAAACCGCCAUGCGCCCCGUGCUUGCCACACAUGUACGGGUUCCUGAUGAAGUGGGGCGGUGGCCCAUCGGGCUCGGCAAUGGUCGAGACGGAGUCCGUGAUCAAGCAGUUUGGAUCCUCCACCGAGAGAUCGCUGGGCCCAGACUUUUGGGACGCCAUUGGGGCAUCAGGCCCAGCUGACUGCAAACGCAUGUGCAGCGCCAACCUGCUGCAGCCAGUUCUCCACGCGGAGGGCAUCAUGCAAGAAAUGCGAGCGCUGGCAUCCACAGCUGUCAACAAAGAGGCCAUCAUGCAGGAGCACGGCGUUGUGCUGACCAAGAAGUGGGAGUCCCACAGGGUGACCGGCGACGAGGUCUCCACCGCUGCCAGCUCGAGCGGACAGAGCGCCGGCCCUGCGCCGCUGGGCUGCCGUAGGAUGAGGCAUUACGAUGCAUCGGGCAAGCCUGCCCAUCCAGACGAGCUCUUGCUGGAGUACGGCUUCAAGGUGGGGGAUUGGGCAUGCCGCAAGGCAGACAAGGUCGUUGCUGUGAUCACAGCAGCCAAGCCGGAUGGAUCCAUCAUCAUCUCCAUCAACGACGGCCUCAUCAAUGGCUCCGCUAGGGUUUCGAUAAAGUCCUUUGCCGCGGGGGAAUGGGUCAAACAUACACCCAAGGCCCGGCCCCAGGAGCUCGCCAACCACUGGGAGCAUGGAUGCCUCAAUCACCCGGACUUUCAGGCCGCCGUUUUCCGGGGGAAGGUGAUGCUGGAGCUGGACUGGCUGAUCAGGGAGCACAAGGAGGUUCCAAAAAGUUUGAAGGUGGUCUUGAAGCCGAGCAAGGCCGUUGUCUCCAUCUGUGCUUUCCAAGAAGGGCAGCUGGUGCUGGUUCCAGCCACCACCCGAGUGGAGGUGAAAGAAGGGUCCCGUGGUCACAGCGCAGCCAACAUCCCGCUAGGGAAGCGACCUGAUGGUGAGAAGCUCCUGUGGUCCCUUGCGCCCGUCACAUCGGUCCCGAAGGAUUCCAAACAGGGGCUGUUGGACACCUUCUGGUUCGUUCAGGCGACGAACGAUGCAGAGGCUGCAAACAUGGCCAUUUCCCCUGAUCUCGACGGCAAGGAGCUGGCCACCCCGCCGGGCAACGUCACAAUUCCUCUCAUGAAGAACACGGUCAGCAUCACGCCGGGCACGACUCUCACGGUCUUUCGCCCCAAAUCCGAGAAGCUGGUGGAGCUUGCGGAGAUAUUGCCGGAAGCUCCUCCGAAAAAGCGGAAGGUCGGCAAGCAGAACGGAGAUCUCUGA
Effrenium voratum is the source of this 2019-nucleotide messenger RNA. NCBI's taxonomy places the organism in Eukaryota, Dinophyceae, Suessiales, Symbiodiniaceae. The record is from the annotation of a GenBank genome assembly.